CGCUGUAGAAGAAGAAGGCGGAAGUGGGCGUGGUUUUAGCCGCCUUGUCGGGGUGUGUGUGUGUUAAACAGCAGCAUGGCGCUGAACGCAGAUGAGGAGGAUUUUGAGUGGGAGCCCCCGAGCGAGGCUGAGAUGAAGGUGUUUCAGGCUCGUCGUGAGCGUCAGGAUAAAAUCAGUAAACUGAUGGGAGAUUAUUUACUGAAGGGCUACAAGAUGCUGAGCGACUGCUGCGACACCUGUGGGACGAUUCUGCUGCAGGAUAAGCAGAAGAAGAAUUACUGUGUGGCCUGUCAGGAGCUCGACUCGGACAUCGAUAAGGACAACCCUGCUCUGAACGCUCAGGCAGCUCUGUCUCAGGUACGAGAGCGACGACUCGCCAACCAUCACCCCCUCAACGCUGAUGAAACCACGCCCACUGCUGCAGAAGCCCCGCCCAGUAGCAGACCUGAGCACUGCGAAGGAGCGGCGUCUGGUCUCCGAGCCCUGCCUCCUCCUCUUCCUCCCCCACAGCCCCGCCCCCUUCCUGCUCCUUCCCCCCCCACACUGCAGAACCCGAGUGGCCUUUCCAGCACUGUUGCUCUUCCUCAUCGUCCUCCUCCUCCUCCUCAUUGCCAGGUCGCUGUUGACGCACAGGACGUCGUGCUCCAGAAGCUGCGCUGGGCCACGCAGGAGCUACAGACGACCGCCUCACUGGAGUCCUCCGUGCAGCUCUGCGGUCUGAUCCGUGCCUGCGCAGACACACUGCAGAGCCUUAAACACCUGCAGCACUGAAACUGUACUGCCACGUGCUUCUGGGUUGGGAUUAGUCACUGCACUGAGCUGCAGCAGUCCCGAGCUCUCAGCUUGAAGACCUGAGGCCAAUCACAUGUUAAAGUCAAGAUCAUGUGACCACUCUAAUGGUGUGCGUGUGUGUGUGUGUGUGUGUAAAUGUGACUUCUGUUACAUGUUCAUACACACUGGUGUUUCAGUGAUGACAAACUCAGUCUCUGAGCGAAUGAUCAAGUAAGCAGCAGGGUGUGGACCACAAGGAAACUUCAGCUCACACACUCACACAGAGUGCUGUACACAAUACAGUCUUUAUUCCACUUUAAUUCACUUCAUAAACAUUUAACAGUGUUGCUAAAGCUGUCUCACAUUCUUUCGCAAUUUUCAUCCAUAUAUUUACAUUUCUGUUAUUUUAUAUUUGUAUUUAUUUACUAUUUAUCGCUUUUGCUUCAUUUCAACACUCUACACACACAUCUCUGCUGUCGACAGUAAAGUGUUCUACACUGUCCCCAGGUUCAACAAAGGAACUGAGCUGAAUGUUAUUUUUAAGUAUUACUACACUUUAAAGCACUGAAACUGUGUGUGUUAUUUUAUUUUAUUUUUUAUCUGUGUGUGAUAUAGAGCUCCAUAAUCCACUUUCAUUAACAGAUAAUCUGCACAAGUGUUCAGGCCCCAAUAACACACACAAACACACACACUCCUUGUCCACCUUCAGCUGUUACUGUCCAUCUGUCUGUCCACCUAAAAUAAGUGCACUGUGAGGCGGAAACCCCCUACACCUCCUAAAAUACACACACACACACAUACACUGUCACGUGUGUAGAGUUUACAGAUUUAAACUUUAAUCACUGUUUCCUGUAGUUCACCAUAGUGACAUCUGCAAUAAUGCUGAUGAGGACAUCACACACCACCACACUGCAUUACACACACAUGUAUCAUAUCCCGGGAAUUACUAUAUCAUUACACACCCAUUUGAGUCACACACACACACACACAGCUGGUUAAUAAGAAAAUAACAUGCUGCCGUUGUUAAACAUGUUUUUUUUUGUCCAAACAUGUUUUUGUUAACAAAACUAAUUGCUGUUAUGAUUCUGUUGUUAUGACACACACACACACACACACACAGUGUAAUGAUGGGAAAAGUGAUGCGAAUAAAAAUGUUAA
This is a messenger RNA of Hemibagrus wyckioides, 1929 nucleotides long. RefSeq names its product zinc ribbon domain containing 2 (gene znrd2). The coding region runs from base 76 to 771 and encodes 231 amino acids. The record is from RefSeq and is a predicted model, not a curated record. Lineage: Eukaryota; Metazoa; Chordata; Actinopteri; Siluriformes; Bagridae. The transcript is spliced from 5 exons.